Molecule: messenger RNA, 1629 nt
Organism: Exophiala dermatitidis NIH/UT8656
Lineage: Eukaryota; Fungi; Ascomycota; Eurotiomycetes; Chaetothyriales; Herpotrichiellaceae
Exons: 2
Coding region: 1-1629 (542 amino acids)
Source: RefSeq, a predicted model, not a curated record
AUGUCCGCCCUUCAUCCCCCCCUCAAACGCCGCUAUCAGGAGAUUAGCGAAAGCCUGCACGCUCAGAAAAGACAGAGGCACAACCAUUCUGAUGACUCUUGGUUUCCACCGGCAUUCUGGGACAACUUGUCGAGAAUUGACUUGACAAAAGCCGCGCUGAGGGAGCUAGAUCGAAGAAACAAUCAAGUCACUCCGCAGUUCCCUUCAUCUAACCGACGACGGUGCCAUCCAGUCACUCGAGGAACGCUCGCCAGACCAGGGGAGAAAGCUUUUCCCACCCAUUCUGCUAACGUCUGGCUCAGUCACUGUGGGAAGGAAUCGCUGAAGGAGCUGAAGCGUUUCGCCAGAGUUGGCGGUCCAGAUCUCUCAGACCUGAGAGGCUUCCGACAGCUUGUUGAUCCCUUCAUCCAAGCUAUGAACACGCGUCAGUCUAUAUCCCGUGGUCGUGGUCGUAAGCGCAGCGGCCUGCCCACACCGGAAGGUCAAUCUGCCUCAAAUACCACUUCGACUAAGAGCACUGGGCCUUACAAUAGAAACUUUCAACAGCAUCUUAUCGAUGGCGGUGUCUAUCCUGACGGAUAUGAAUAUCCAGACGGUCGAGUUCCCGCCUUGCCUGCUAACUGGGGGGAGAUUACCCAAAGAUUAGCACAACGGAGGCGUUCUCUUUCGCCGUCCAGAUUCAGAGAAGAAGACUUUCAAAAAUUCAGACGUGCAAAUUUGCAUGCUUCGAAAGAGAAUCAGAUCAUGGCAGCUGUCAUCCCAACAAUCGAAGGAAACAUCAGCGACCGCAAAUGCGUAGCGGGGGGAAUCCCAUUCACAAAUCUCGACCAUCUCACAGACGGCACCCUGGUGUCGGGCAAUCCUGACCUCUACCAUGGCGCACGGCCCGAACAGCUUGAUCGGCGAGUUCGCGAGAGCUUGAGAUACCUUGUUAUUCCUUCAACGCAGGAUGACCUUCCUGUAGCCCCCAACUUCUUCCUCGCGGUAAAAGGGCCGGAAGGCUCAGCUGCUGUCGCAGAAAGGCAGGCUCGCUAUGAUGGGGCAUUGGGUGAGAUGGGCAUGCAUAGCUUACAGUCAUUUGGACAGGUGGCACCACGCUUCGACAAUAACGCUCACACAAUUACGUCAAUAUAUCAUGGUGGGCACCUCAAAAUAUAUACCGUCCAUGUUGCUCAGCCAACUGUACCUGGUCUUCGGCGUGAAUUCUACAUGCAUCAGUUGAGAUCGUUCUCUAUGACUGAUACCGCUGAAAGGUUCCGAGAAGGAGCCACGGCUUACAGAGAGCUCCGGGAAUGGGCGAAGGAGACGAGAGAUGAGGCAAUCAGACAGGCGAACGAGAGGUCGAUCGGCAAUCAAGAUUCCCUCGUGAUUGUUGGGGCGGGUGAUGAACAAGCAUGCAGCUCGGGCACCAACCUUGCUCAAGACGAGUCCGACACCGUUAUUCAACUCUCACAAACUACACCCGCUGGCGCUUCUACUGGCAACGUUGAUACUCCGGACACGUCAUCGACCGAUCCCCUGCCAGGUCUCAAAACCUCUUCCAAACGCUCCAACCGCCAUUCGAAUGAAGAUCCAGCAUCCCAACGGAAACGACCUAACGUUGGUAACUCUGACAAUGGAUCCAGCUAG